AUGUCUGGCCCUUUAGACGACAUCACCAUUCCGACAAACCCGCCGCCAGAGCUCAAGUCUCGAUGCGCUGACUUUCUGAAACGAGCGGCGGAAACUCGCAAGGCGGAGCCUGUCAUCUCAUAUUGGUGCACCCUCGCUGCCGCUGAGUCCGCGCUCGAGCUGAAGGACCGGUCGAGCGAGGGCACAAAGUUCCUUCUCUCGUUGAUGGACACGCUGGAGGCGAUGAAAGCAGCUCUUGCCGACAACGAGGCCGUUACGAGCGCGGCUGCGGGCGCAGCGUAUGUCGAGAACUUUGCCCUGCGCGUGUUCAUGAACGCGGACAAUAUGGACCGAGCGGGGAAGUGGGACAAAGGUAGAGGUCGCCCCGCUUAUCUCUCUAUACGCCGGCACACUCAGGUCGCUUUGUUAGCUUGGACACUGUUGAGCCUACGAGCUGACGCCAGAUCGGUGAUCCGCGCAUUCCUCGCCGCGAGCCACUUCUUCGGCGUGCUCAAGAGCUGUAACGGUGGAGUCCUGCUGGAGGAGUACGCGCGAUGGAAGGCUGCGGACCUGGCGAAGGCGCUGCGAGAGGGCAGGGAGCCAGUGCAUGGACCUCCUGUUCCCGAGGAACCCCUCGUCGACCCCGACCUCCCCUCCGCGCCCAUCGAUGCGGCAGACGCAGCGGCUCUGGGUCUCCCCUCGGUGCCCUCCGAAGGCUCGCCGGGCCGGCGCGCCAAUGCGCCGCCUUCAGUCGAAAUCCCCCAGGACACUAGCGACACCGGCAACUGGUCCACGGUAGCGACACCAGGCGUCGACGGCCCGGAGUCCAGCCUCCCCUCGAUCCCCUCGCAUUCGCCCUCAGGUUCGCUCUCAACACCCGUUGUCUCGCCCCCCGUUCCACCAAAGGACCUCCCAUCCCCUCCCUCCAUGAACACGCGCAAGGCCUCAGCGGGCAGUACGGGCAGCACGGGCAGUGGGGAUGCCGGAACGCCGAAGCCAAGCAGCCCAAGGACAAGCAGUCCGAAGACGAGUCCGAAGAAGGACGCGAAGCCGCGCAGCAGCUCCAUGUCGCGAUCGCAAUCUGGUGGUUCUGAGAGGGAAAAGAAGAAUGUCCGCUUCAUGGGACCUGACGGCGCGCCGCUGUCCCCCGGCGGGGAGAUGGACGGGGACGAGAAGAGGUUUGACGAGCCGUCCGCCCCGCCGCCGAGCGAGGUUGGUGCCGCGCCGGCCGCGACGGCGCCGCCACAGUCGCCCCCGACGCCGACAUCGGCGCGGUCGCCCGUCAGGUCUCCGGCUAAGUCGCCUGUGAGCUCGCCACAGGCCCCCCCGCCCGCCAUACCCGGUGCCCUGGCGUCAAUGCCGCCGCCCUUCAACGGCAUGCCCGCCCCCUCGUCUCUCCCGGGCAUCGGCGCUGCGCCAAGCCUGGCUGCGGCCGGCGCGCUGGGCGGAACGGGCGUGCUGGGCGGCAGCUACACGCCUCCCCCGACGCACCCUGCCCCUUCCACACAUACUCACGCCCCCGCUCCUGCGCCUCCAGCUCCUUCUGCUCCUACUGCUCCUGCUCCCAUUUCAGCUCCCAUUUUAGCUCCAGCCCCAGUGCAGGCGUACUCGACAGGUCCCCCGCGCAAGUUGAACAGGAAAGAGACGGAGCAGGUACAGAAACAUGCGCGCUGGGCCAUCUCCGCGCUCGAGUUUGACGAUCCCGAGACGGCCAAGAAGGAGCUGAUCAAGGCGCUUGAGAUGCUCGGAUAG
Molecule: messenger RNA, 1731 nt
Organism: Trichosporon asahii var. asahii CBS 2479
Lineage: Eukaryota; Fungi; Basidiomycota; Tremellomycetes; Trichosporonales; Trichosporonaceae
Product: late endosome to vacuole transport-related protein
Exons: 6
Coding region: 1-1731 (576 amino acids)
Biological process (GO): late endosome to vacuole transport via multivesicular body sorting pathway
Cellular component (GO): multivesicular body
Source: RefSeq, a predicted model, not a curated record